AUGGCUGCCCGUUCGGAUAUCCGCACACGAGGUGCAGUAGCGACGGGUUCAACCGCAGACGCAGUCAUAACUGUUGAGCCUCUCAAUGCCCUCGCUUUCUGGUGGACCGUCUGGAUCUGGUCAAGGGAUGGGCCUGGCAAUCGACACCUGUAA
Messenger RNA from Fomitiporia mediterranea MF3/22, 153 nucleotides. RefSeq lists its product as uncharacterized. Lineage: Eukaryota; Fungi; Basidiomycota; Agaricomycetes; Hymenochaetales; Hymenochaetaceae. The record is from RefSeq and is a predicted model, not a curated record. The transcript has 2 exons. Bases 1 to 153 code for a protein of 50 amino acids.